Molecule: messenger RNA, 869 nt
Organism: Chenopodium quinoa (quinoa)
Lineage: Eukaryota; Viridiplantae; Streptophyta; Magnoliopsida; Caryophyllales; Amaranthaceae
Product: 30S ribosomal protein 3, chloroplastic
Exons: 2
Coding region: 131-679 (182 amino acids)
Biological process (GO): translation
Cellular component (GO): ribosome
Molecular function (GO): structural constituent of ribosome
Source: RefSeq, a predicted model, not a curated record
GAAAAGAAAAAACCAGAAAACACCUACUGAGAAAAUUUCCUUAUCCUACAAGUGAUAUAUCUCAGUGAAACACACCUUCCUCAUCUCUCUAUCUCCUUCUCUCUCUUUCUUCAUUUUUUGAACUCAAAAAAUGCUUUCAAUGGCGGUUCAACCUAACAUCAACGCCAUUGUUAAACCUUCAUCAUACCCAUCUCCAAAACUAUCACUUAAACCCUUUAAAGCUCCCGCCUUUGCAAACCCAAAACCCUUUUCUUCUUCAUCUUCAUUUCCUCAAUUGAACAAGAAAUUGAGGAAUUCCAGUUUUUCUCUCUCUGCUGCUCCUGAAACCAUUUCUGAUAUCGCCAUUGCUGGAGAUGAGGUUGACAUUGAAGAUGACUUGCUAAUCACCAAAGAGAAGCUCAAAGUGGCUGUGAAGCCAAUGGAUAAACCGAGGCUAGUAUUGAAAUUCAUAUGGAUGGAGAAAAACAUUGGUCUUGCCCUCGACCAAACCAUACCGGGACAUGGCACGAUUCCAUUAAGUCCCUACUACUUUUGGCCUCGGAAAGAUGCUUGGGAAGAGCUCAAGGUACUGCUAGAGAAUAAGCCCUGGAUAUCUCAGAAACAAAUGAUUAUUCUUCUUAAUCAAGCAACUGAUAUCAUCAACUUGUGGCAACAAAGUGGUGGUAAUAUUGCAUCUUAGAGUACAUGUUAUAUGGUAUAUUCUUGUUAGUAGGCGUAUGUUGUAUCUCGUGUUUGUAGGAGUUCUCAACUAGAAGAAUUGCUACUAUUUCACUCUUAUAUCUAGUUGAUUGAUCAAACAUAAGCAUGCUAUAUUACUUUGAAUUUACGUGUCUAUUUUCUAAGGUUCAAAUUUCACAGGAACUUCUUUU